AACCUCCGAGCCACUUACAGGAACUUCAGGCUUAGCUGGUCCAAUGACUUUAAUGAAACAGGAUUUCAGUCGGGGACUUCCAUCACCAUCCGAGCUGUGCAUUGCUGGCAUGGACAGCAGCAGAGGGAAGGAAAAAGCUGUGUUGGAAUCCUUGGCAGGAGGAGACCCCCAGGAGGAGCCUGUCAAAAAGCCCACGGUUAGGCUGAUUAUGCACAGCAUGGCCAUGCUUGGCCGGGAGUUUUGCUAUGCAGUGGAAGCUGCCUUUGUCACCCCGGUGCUGCUCAGUGUGGGGCUGCCCAAGAGCCUCUACAGCCUGGUGUGGCUCAUCAGCCCCAUCCUGGGCUUUGUGCUGCAGCCUGUGGUGGGAUCAGCUAGUGACCACUGCACCUCUGGCUGGGGCAAGCGGCGCCCUUACAUCCUGGCUCUGGGCAUUAUGAUGUUGCUGGGUAUGGCUUUGUACCUCAAUGGAGACAUGAUGGUCUCAGCUUUGAUCGCUGAGCGAGGCAAGCAGCGGACCUGGGCCAUAGUCAUAACCAUGCUGGGCGUAGUGCUCUUUGAUUUUGCAGCUGACUUUAUCGAUGGUCCCAUCAAAGCAUAUUUAUUUGAUGUUUGCUCUCAUCAGGAUAAAGAGAAGGGUCUUCAUUACCAUGCUCUCCUCACAGGUCUGGGUGGUGCCCUGGGUUACCUAACAGGUGCUAUGGACUGGGGGAAUUCUGUACUAGGAAGCUUUUUGGGAUCGGAAUUCCAGGUGAUGUGCAUCAUUGCGGCUUUGGUUUUCCUAAUCUGUCUUACUGUACACUUGUGCAGCAUUCCCGAAGCCCCUUUCAGAGAUGACAGUACAGAAACUAAGCUCUUGUUGAAAGUGGAUGGACCCUCCGAGUAUGGUUCCAUCGAGAGUGUCAGCAAUGGUUAUCUAAAACCAGGAUAUGCUGAAAAAAAGACUUUAUCUGAGUUGGGGAAAUCCACCGAAACACCACAGACACAGGUUCAGACACGGAUGACCAUUAAAUGCCUCCUGAAAGCAGUUUUAAGCAUGCCUUCCCACUAUCGCUGUCUGUGCAUCAGCCACCUCAUUGGGUGGACAGCUUUCCUUUCCAACAUGCUCUUCUUCACUGACUUCAUGGGACAGAUAGUAUACCAUGGAAAUCCUUAUGCGCCACAUAACUCCACAGCUUACCUUACCUAUGAAAGAGGAGUAGAGAUUGGAUGUUGGGGCAUGUGCAUCAAUGCAAUUUCUUCAUCGCUCUAUUCCUACUUGCAAAAAGCUCUUCUGCCUUAUGUAGGAUUAAAGGGACUUUAUUUCAUUGGAUACCUGCUUUUUGGGAUAGGCACUGGGUUUAUUGGACUGUUUCCCAAGGUAUAUUCUACUCUGGCUCUGUGCUCGCUCUUUGGAGUCAUGUCCAGCACUCUGUACACUGUUCCGUUCAACCUCAUUGCAGAAUAUCACAGGGAGGAAGAGAGCCAAAAGGAACAGCAUGGAGGAGAAGCUGAGGCCAUUGGAAGAGGGAAGGGAAUUGACUGCGCGGCUCUCACUUGCAUGGUGCAGCUGGCACAGAUCAUUGUUGGAGUGGGCCUGGGGUUCUUGGUCAGUGCUGCAGGCAGUGUAAUAGUGGUUGUGAUUUGUGCAUCUGCUGUGGCAUUAACAGGCUGUUGCUUUGUUGCUUUUUUUGUUCGGUUUGUCAAAUAGAACAUUGGAUAGAUGAAGGAAGAAAUUCCCAUGGGAACAUUGUCAUUCUUGACCUGUAUCCAUUGGGUGCAAUUUCUAUACUGAUAUUUUAUAGCACCCUCUUCUUUUAUUGGCUGGAGCAGUUAAAAUUCCAGGGCAUUAUUUCUCCACAGAGUGGAAAUAUGUGGUAAAAUUGGUGGCCUCACUUCUCAAGCUGUAAGAUCUCUCCAUGAUUUUCCUUCCUCUGCCCCAAUUUUGUGUUAACAUAUAAGCCACUUUCAUACAUGGCAGUGUAAUGCUCCUCAUCAUUAGUAGUAAUGCUCAUCAUUAGCCAAGCUGGAGAAGAGAAGAGCCGAAAUGUGUAGCAAAAAGAAUGUAUCCAGUAAGGAUGAAAACUGGGGUUACUGAUCCCAAACUCCGAGGAGGUACUUUUAAGAUGGGGGUUCUUAACCUGGGAUCGUGGUCCCAAGGAGGUGUCAAGGAGUCCCACCCAGUGCUUAAUUUGUGCCAGGGCUGAGCCCCGGCACCUCUAGGCUUGGCAGUUCAUAGCCCCGGCACCUCUGAGCUUGCUUCAUCAGUUAUUAAAAUUAAAAAAGUUGCUUGAGCUCCGGCAUCUAAUUGUUUGAGUCCCAGGACCUUCAUUACAGAUUAAGCACUGGUCACAAUCACUGGGUCCUUCCAAUAUUGCCAAAUUGGACAGGGGCUCUGGCUAGAUGAGGAGCAGGAGUUUUAUGGAAAAGUGGAUCCUGGUGUGGAAAAGGUUGAGAAGUCCUGGUUUAAGGUAUAUCCCACUACUGGACAGCUUUAUGGGGUAUGUUGUGCUUAUAUAAAUGUGAAGCAAAAACACUGAACAAGAUUAUCAAACAGGGGUGCCUAGAGAUGGGCUCCUAAAUCCAGACUGAGGUACCUAAAUAGGGAGUCAGUGGGAAACUGCUGGGAGUUGAGCACCUUUGAAAAUCUAGCCACUUGUUUAAAUGUCUAAACAAGAUUUUAAAAAAUCUUGGCCUAAAAUUUGUGAGCCACCUAAAAUGUUCAAGCUGAGUGAUAUGGUACUUGCCUUAACUGAAUGAAUUCAGACCUGUUUGCCCUACUCUUUUGCACAUAAGAGUCUAACUUGGUCAAAUUCUUUUUUUGCUUCUUUCACAGCAUUCAACAGAAUAUUAUUGUAACUUAAUUCAGUUCCAGAAAGCAUUAUCAUAAAUUAUUCCAUAUCCACACCUCAAACCAAUAUAUUAAAUCCUGUAGGCAAACCAGUCUACUUGUAUUUGAGUACGGAGCUUACAUCUUUAUUUUCAUUAAAACACCAGAAUUUGUUACAGGGAACUUCUCCUGAAUCAUUCCAUCCAGAUUCAAGUCAGUUUCAAAUUGGACCAUAAAGGUUAAGAUUAAAGAUAUCUGAAUGAGCUUUAGAGACCUGAUUCUGUAUUUCUUACUAACUGCAGUCAAUGGGAGUUUGGGGUACUUAAGAAAUACUGGACCAGAUCUGUUAUUAAGAUGUAUUCCUGGCUAAAAUCCAAAAGGAGCAUUGAGUUGUUUGCUUCCAAAGUUAGGCAUUUGUUUUUAAAGCGAAGUUUCUUUAUUUGUGGUGUGCAUCUUCUGUUCUGGUGCUGUUCCUAUCCAUGUCCCAUGUUAAGUGCUAAGCCACACGAAUCCCUCUGUUAAUGCAAUAUUAUUACGCAAUCCCACAGUGAGGGAUCAUUGCCAGAUAUUUUUUCUAAAAAAUACGGUACGAUUCUGUCAAAUGUGAUUAGUCAAAUGUGUUAUUGACAUCAUCACACAGCGAAGUACCAGCAAGCAGCAUGAGGUGAAAACCCUGUGCGUGUUGCUCAGUUUUUGAUGUGAGUGCUCGGGUGCUUUUGUAUUGACAUGCCACCUUGAUGUAUUCUUUUAUGUUUUUCGACUCUGCCAAGCGUUUCCCAUAAUGUUAUAAAUCUCUCUUUCACUCUCCCUGUCAUUGUGACGGGGUGUCCACCCCACACAAGGCUGAGCAGCUUGUUGGGCUGCACCUCGGAAACAGUCAAGGCCUGAAAAGCUAACUGAUGAUGGAUCCCAGCUGGG
Molecule: messenger RNA, 3724 nt
Organism: Dermochelys coriacea (leatherback sea turtle)
Lineage: Eukaryota; Metazoa; Chordata; Testudines; Dermochelyidae
Gene: SLC45A2
Product: solute carrier family 45 member 2
Exons: 7
Coding region: 44-1687 (547 amino acids)
Cellular component (GO): membrane
Molecular function (GO): sucrose:proton symporter activity
Source: RefSeq, a predicted model, not a curated record